Molecule: messenger RNA, 1428 nt
Organism: Porites evermanni
Lineage: Eukaryota; Metazoa; Cnidaria; Anthozoa; Scleractinia; Poritidae
Source: the annotation of a GenBank genome assembly
AUGAAAGAAGCAGGGGUUUGCGGUGUCAUUGUGAACAGCCGAAUAAUUAAUGUUUUUAGGAAAACGUUUGGGCUUCUCAAUGCUCACAUCAAGAGGGAAAGGAAGAAAUGUGGUGGCUCCGGUGACAAAAGGCUUCUAGGCAAAUGGCGUGACCAAACGUAUAAAGUCAAGAUAUUUUAUCAUGAGAUUGAUAAUUACCUAAUUGAAAAGGAAAAUCAGGAUUUAAGAGGGCAGAAACGAACACUAGAAGAAUCUUUGGAGGAAGAAACAACAAAGAGACAGAAGCUUGAGAAAAAGCUUUACAAAGCAGAGAGAAGCUGCAGUUACCUCAGAAGAAGAUUUCAAAGCUUAGUUAAAAAAGUUGCAAAGAUGAGCCAAAAAGGUGCCCGGGCCCCGAAAAAAAAGCUUUUGGCGACUACUCAAAGCACCACCAAAGUAGGAUUAAAAAGCAAUUGAAAGAGGAUUGUCAGGCCACUCUUACUUUCCUUGGGCUGUACAAUUUCAUGGCCACCAAAGUGGAAGUAUUCAAUACUGACACAGAACAAUAUGACACUUCUAAUUUAAUCGACGAGGAUCAACUGCCACGAUCAGCAACUGCGACAAACGAACUAACUGAUACCCAGGUUGAUGACAUGAAUUAUUGGAUUUAUAUAAAAGACAAAUUUAAUAUCUCUAAUGAGGCAUGGCAUGAACUAGCGAUGAAAUCUAAAUCUAUACCAAAUACUUAUCAAACUUCCCAAAGGGUAAAUGAGUUGAACAAACAGUGGAACAUANAACACUAGAAGAAUCUUUGGAGGAAGAAACAACAAAGAGACAGAAGCUUGAGAAAAAGCUUUACAAAGCAGAGAGAAGCUGCAGUUACCUCAGAAGAAGAUUUCAAAGCUUAGUUAAAAAAGUUGCAAAGAUGAACCAAAAAGGUGCCCGGGCCCCGAAAAAAAAGCUUUUGGCGAGUACUCAAAGCACCACCAAAGUAGGAUUAAAAAGCAAUUGAAAGAGGAUUGUCAGGCCACUCUUACUUUCCUUGGGCUGUACAAUUUCAUGGCCACCAAAGUGGAAGUAUUCAAUACUGACACAGAACAAUAUGACACUUCUAAUUUAAUCGACGAGGAUCAACUGCCACGAUCAGCAACUGCGACAAACGAACUAACUGAUACCCAGGUUGAUGACAUGAAUUAUUGGAUUUAUAUAAAAGACAAAUUUAAUAUCUCUAAUGAGGCAUGGCAUGAACUAGCGAUGAAAUCUAAAUCUAUACCAAAUACUUAUCAAACUUCCCAAAGGGUAAAUGAGUUGAACAAACAGUGGAACAUAAAAAAGACACCUGGAGAUGCUGAAGGCGUGCAAAUAAACUUCAAAGAAAGCCUUGAGGAACAGAUUGCACGGUUGCAAAGAAAAGGAGAUUUAGAGGAGGAUGUCGUCGGGUCAAGAUAA